This is a messenger RNA of Saccostrea cuccullata (small rock oyster), 712 nucleotides long. RefSeq lists its product as uncharacterized. Gene Ontology annotation, molecular function: protease binding; metalloendopeptidase inhibitor activity. Gene Ontology annotation, cellular component: extracellular matrix. Gene Ontology annotation, biological process: negative regulation of endopeptidase activity; negative regulation of membrane protein ectodomain proteolysis. The transcript has 5 exons. The record is from RefSeq and is a predicted model, not a curated record. NCBI's taxonomy places the organism in Eukaryota, Metazoa, Mollusca, Bivalvia, Ostreida, Ostreidae. Bases 17 to 592 code for a protein of 191 amino acids.
CUCAUUAAUCCGGAAGAUGGAAUCGAUACAAAUUUUGUCGGUACUUUUACUUAUUUAUGAAGUUGUGGCCUCCUGUACAGAACCUCGCCAUGAUCAACAAUAUUUUUGCAGGGCACAAAAUGCAUUUACAGCCUAUGUUGAUGAUGUUACGGGUCCACCCGGUGAUCCGUUCGAUAGGACGUAUGCAGUUACUGUGAGAAGAGUAUAUAAAGGAACCAACGUUUCACCAAAUACAACAACCACCUUGUAUGGAAGGUCAACUUCAUGCGGUCCAACAAUUCUGGACUUGAAAAAAUAUUAUAAAAUUUAUGCAAGGACGAAUGGUCCUCGAUUGGAAAUCAUUAGCCAUGAGGAAAUUCCCCCAGCUUUCGAAGGCCGAAUAAAGAUGUACGACUGCUCUUGUCAGAUUGAAAUUCAUGCAACCAGAAGUUCGAACUCUAUAAGCUAUGAAGAUGACACGAAUAAGUGUAUUGUGACAACAAGUGGUAGAGAUUGUCAAUUUAGAAAUGGAUAUUGCAAAAAGACAAAUAACCUUUGCACUUGGAAACUGUUUCCACGUGCUCAACGAACAAUGAAUUGUAUUCGACAUUGAUAGAAAAAUAUUGUUAUAGUUACUGUAUAUAAUACUCAUUACAUAUGUUGUGUUUCAUUUAAUUAUUUGAGAUAUUUCUAUUAAAUUGUUUGUUUUGGUGUUACUUUAUAUCAGUUAAUA